Messenger RNA from Eruca vesicaria subsp. sativa (arugula), 1204 nucleotides. The record is from the annotation of a GenBank genome assembly. Lineage: Eukaryota; Viridiplantae; Streptophyta; Magnoliopsida; Brassicales; Brassicaceae.
AUGACAAUUUUAGGCUUUUCUGAGGUUGGUGAUGAUCCCUUCGUUGUGACUCCCAUAAACCCAGAAUCCUUGGAAAGUUCUGAUCUGGAACAGCAGACGGGAUUAACCAAGUUAUCUAUUUUUAUAUGCUAUGUCCUCUCCGAGCUUGACCACAUGUGCCUCCCUACUGACGCAGACAGGUUUAGGAUCUACUUUCAUGAGAAUUCCAACUAUGGACUCAGAGACCUCUAUGAUGUCGUUGGCCUCAUGAAGCUGCUAAAUGGACAGUCCCUCACUCACCGCCCGGCCCUUUACGAAGUGAAAUACCAACCACACGGCGGUGUCACGAUAACGAAAAAGAAGUCAUAGAAGCAACGGUGCACAUAAACAGAAUCAACGGAGUUCAUUGCUAAUGCAGGAACAUAGAAAAAGACGUACAAGUAAGACUCACUUUCUUUAUUGUUUUUAAUCGUUUGAGUCGUUUCAACAGUUUUGCUCUGUAACCUUCUUUACAUUCAAUCCUCUUUAACCUGUAGCUUUGUUCUAAGUCGGCGUCUUUCUUGAUUUCUUGAACUCUUGAUUUUGACUUGAGUUAAAGAGAGCGAUUGACAACAAAUCUUUAUUGUGCUAUGAUUUCUGCUGGUUCUUGGCUGCUUCCUAUUUUUAUUAUUCUGCUCACCCUUGGAUUGCUCCUAUUUUUCAUCUGUUGAGAAGAAAACAGUCAUGGCUCCGACAAAUCCUCUUAUCAGCCGGACAUGGAGACUAUGUUGGAGCUAGAGCCAGAGUCGAAAAGAAAUAAAAAAACUAGAGGAAGAAGAGUUAAAGGCAUGAGGUUAUCUUGAUCCAGAAAAAUUAAUCAGAAAGAUCGUGGAAUCUUUUUUGAAUAAAAGGAUCGUGGAACUUUGCAUACAAACUUUCCACCCCGCCAGUGCGAGCAAGAUCUCAGUCUCAACCAGCAAAACUAAUGAAGUAAAAGUAGCCUUCCUCCAAAGGCUAAUGACCUUGCUGUGAGCCUGUGACUCUGGCCAAAACAGCAAGUUCCUGGUAUAAGCGAAAAACUUAUCAACAAUGUCAUCACUUACAGGAUGCUUUUAUUGGUGAUUUUCAUCGUUGUAUUUUAGUUUAGUGUUACAUUAUUUUCUAUGUUUCUUAAAACAAUAUAUUAAAUCCCAUUAUGGAUAUCAUUUGGGUAUAAGUUUAUAUCAUGCUCAUAAAGCUUAUAUCA